Molecule: messenger RNA, 1183 nt
Organism: Daucus carota subsp. sativus
Lineage: Eukaryota; Viridiplantae; Streptophyta; Magnoliopsida; Apiales; Apiaceae
Product: peroxidase P7
Exons: 3
Coding region: 75-1040 (321 amino acids)
Biological process (GO): hydrogen peroxide catabolic process; response to oxidative stress
Molecular function (GO): heme binding; peroxidase activity
Source: RefSeq, a predicted model, not a curated record
UCGCAACUUAACUCAUCCCUUCUUAAUUACUACUAUAUUGUUAGUGAUUAAGGAAAAUCAAGUUUAUUUGCAAAAUGGCUUCUCUAAUUAAUUGUACUAAUUAUUUAUGUACACUUGUGUUCAUUGUUUCUCUUAUUUCUGGCCUUGCUAGUGCGCAGCUGUCUGCUAACUUCUAUUCGAGUUCUUGCCCGAAUGUCCAAACCCUUGUCCGAAACGGUAUUAACCAAGCCGUCAAAAAUCAGCCACGUCAGGGCGCCUCUAUUCUUCGUCUGUUCUUCCAUGAUUGCUUCGUUAAUGGUUGUGACGGAUCCGUGCUGCUGGAUGACGUAUCGGGUUUCACCGGGGAAAAGACAGCAAAUGCAAACAGAAACUCAGCAAGAGGUUUUGAAGUGAUUGACAGCAUCAAAACGAGCGUAGAAUCUGCUUGUAAUGCCACUGUCUCAUGUGCUGAUAUUCUAGCUCUUGCAGCACGAGACAGUGUUGUUGCGCUGGGAGGACCAUCAUGGACAGUCCAGCUAGGGCGAAGAGACGCAAGAACAGCAAGUCUGAGUGCAGCCAACUCCCAAAUCCCCGCACCAACCUCAAGUCUCUCCACCCUCCUCUCCAUGUUCUCCAACAAAGGCCUCAACGCCCGUGACAUGACCGCGCUCUCCGGUGGCCACACCAUAGGCCAGGCUCAGUGCACCAACUUCCGCGGCCACAUCUACAAUGACACCAACAUAAACGCAGCUUUCAGGACUACUCGCCGCGCGAAUUGUCCAGCCUCCGGUGGUAACACAAACUUGGCUCCUCUUGACAUACAAAGCCCUACUCAGUUCGGAAACAGUUACUACCAGAACCUUGUGAAUCAGCGCGGACUUCUUCAUUCAGACCAGGAGCUUUUCAACGGGGGAUCUACUGAUUCUCAGGUCCGCAGUUACAGCACCAACAAUGCAGGUUUCUUGAGUGAUUUCACUGCAGCGAUGAUAAAGAUGGGAAAUAUUAGUCCUCUUACGGGAAAGAAUGGAGAGAUUAGGAAAAACUGCAGGCGGCGUAAUUGAUUUAUAUGCGUCUCUGAUCAUGCAGAAUAUUCACAUACUCCAGAGUUCCAAAUACUAUGUGUUUUUAAUUUGUCUGUGUUGCGUGAUGUUUUGUUUUCUGGUUCGUAAUAACUAAAGUUAAUGUUUGAAUUUAAAAUACUACU